UCAAAUUGAGUUAGGGAACAGGAUAGCAAUAAGUAAAUGGCUAUAAGUAAUUGUAAAACAUCAAAAAUAUAUGUCAUCACUAGAUUUUAUACAGGUGUUACUAUAAUGAUUUUUUUAAAUGGUGAGCAACAACCAAAUAUUGAUAAUGUGGAAGUUACUGCCUUUUGCCUUGGCGUGACUUCUCACUUUUUGCAGACAAUACAAAGGCAGAGUACAGUGACUUCAAAAUAGAGGUCAAAAGUCAAAAUGUCAAGUUUGAGCUCAAGAUUUGUUAUGUAGAUAUACAUAUAUAAAAAAAAGUUGAAUUGCACAGUUGUUUGUCUUACGUAACUUCCAAAAUUAAUUUAAUAUUAUGCAAUGGAUGCAUUGCAUAAUAUUAAGUGUCCCAAUGUGGAAUUAUUCCUCUCCAUACAAAGUACAAGAAAAAAUUGCUUUGAAGCUUAAGUCAUCAUUUGAUACACAUAGUCAGUGUUACUUAAUAUUACACUACUAUAGUUAGAAAUAGUAAGAAGUAGACAAUAUUGGCUAUAUCAGAUAUCAAUGAAGGGAAAUGAUGGUUCAAAAGUCUGUCUGUCUGUCUGUCUGUCUGUCUGAUUCCCAUUUUAAUGGAUUAGAAGGAAGUCCAUUUGGAACAAGAUUAUUUGAUCACUGCUUAAGACACGACCAAGCAGGACACCUCUGCUAAUUGAUCCACCUAAUCCUAUCAGAGGUCUGUGAAACACAGGUAUAAAAGCCAAAGUCAGAUGUGGGGCACUAGUCACCCAAGGAGGUUGGAAGUGACAAGAAAGUCAACUGCUAAGGUCCUCCUUCUACGAUCAGAAUGGCAGAAGAGUGGGGAAAACAGGUAUUUGCUGCCAGGCGGUACAACGAAGAUGCAACACAGAGCGGUGGCUUUGUUUACACAAACAGCAAUAAUACCAAAGGUCCUUUUGAGGGUCCAAAUUACCACAUUGCUCCGCGAUGGAUUUACAACCUUACGACAAUGUGGAUGUGCAUGGUGGUUGUCGUAUCAACCUUCACCAACGGUCUCGUCUUGGUGGCCACAGCAAAGUUCAAGAAACUCCGUCACCCUCUGAACUGGAUCAUAGUAAAUCUUGCAUUUGCUGAUAUAGUAGAGACACUUAUUGCCAGCAACAUCAGUAUAUGCAACCAGUUUUUUGGUUACUUCAUUCUGGGACACCCAAUGUGCAUGUUUGAGGGCUUUACUGUUGCAACAUGUGGUAUUGCUGGUCUCUGGUCCCUCACUGUCAUCUCCUUUGAGAGAUGGAUAAUUGUGUGCAAACCUUUUGGAAACGUCAAGUUUGAUGGCAAAAUGGCCGCAGCUGGAAUAGUGUUCUGCUGGGUCUUUUCAGCGGCUUGCAUGGCUCCCCCUCUCUUUGGAUGGAGCAGGUACUGGCCUCAUGGACUGAAGACUUCCUGUGGACCUGAUGUACAAAAUGGAAAUGCACUGCCUGAAUUGAAUAUCCAGUCCUACACGCUUUUUCUUAUGAUUACAUGUUGUUUCAUUCCUCUGGGCAUCAUCAUUGUUUGCUACCUUGCAGUAUUUAUGGCUAUCCAUUCAGUUGCUAUGCAGCAGAAGGAAUCAGAGUCAACCCAGAAAGCUGAGAAAGAAGUAUCCAGAAUGGUCGUUGUCAUGAUUUUCGCAUUUUGUUUCUGCUGGGGACCUUACACCUUUUAUGUCUGCUUUGGUGCGGCUAACCCUGGAUAUGCCUUCCAUCCUCUGGCUGCUGCCUUGCCUGCAUACUUUGCAAAAAGCGCCACCAUCUGGAACCCACUUAUAUAUGCCUUCAUGAACCGACAGUUCCGUACAUGUAUCAUGCAACUCCUUGGCAAACAAGGGGAUGAUGGCUCUGAGGUAUCCACAUCAAAGACAGAGGUCUCCUCCGUGGCUCCUGCAUAAAGCUGUUGAUGUCCUCCCUUUUGGAAAAAACAACAACAGAGAACCGAGAGAGAAUUAUGAUUUGUACAGUAAAUAUGAAUAUAUGAAUAUAAAUAUGUAUUGUUUAGUUAUUUAUUUUUAGUAAAUAUAGCUU
This is a messenger RNA of Perca flavescens (yellow perch), 2033 nucleotides long. RefSeq names its product red-sensitive opsin. The transcript is spliced from 6 exons. Gene Ontology annotation, biological process: G protein-coupled receptor signaling pathway; phototransduction; visual perception. The record is from RefSeq and is a predicted model, not a curated record. Bases 821 to 1900 code for a protein of 359 amino acids. Gene Ontology annotation, molecular function: G protein-coupled receptor activity. Gene Ontology annotation, cellular component: membrane. NCBI's taxonomy places the organism in Eukaryota, Metazoa, Chordata, Actinopteri, Perciformes, Percidae.